Molecule: messenger RNA, 10596 nt
Organism: Nyctereutes procyonoides (raccoon dog)
Lineage: Eukaryota; Metazoa; Chordata; Mammalia; Carnivora; Canidae
Gene: BCORL1
Product: BCL6 corepressor like 1
Exons: 15
Coding region: 3281-8641 (1786 amino acids)
Biological process (GO): negative regulation of transcription by RNA polymerase II
Cellular component (GO): nucleus
Molecular function (GO): protein binding; transcription corepressor activity
Source: RefSeq, a predicted model, not a curated record
AUUAGAUGAAAAAUUCCAUAUCAUGAAUGCAGUAUAUUGAAAUGGAGAUGCCCAAGGGCCACUGUCCCAGUCCGUGGCAUGGAAGACACAGAAGCUCCCAAAAGGGAUUCAGGUCUCAGAUUGCAAUGAUCCAACUUUUGAGUGUGAAAGACACACCAAAUAUUCACAUGGUUCUUCUGAGGAAAGCCAACUCUUAUUUUUGAUCUAGCAGAAAUGAGAAGUGCUAAAAACAAAAAUGACCGUAGUUACUUAAAGUGCCAUUUUGAGGUGGCUUUGCAUUUUGAAAAGGACUGAUGAAUUUCAUGGUGAUCGCUUAGGUUUUCUAGCAACUGGUGAUACCUAGAAGUGGCAUAAAGUCUUGUGGCUAGAUCCUAGGUCUAGCUAGUAUAAAGCUAUGAUGAGAUGUUUUCCUUAAAUGGGGUAAAAUUACUUCCUUACAGCAGGAGAUGGAAGUACUAUUUGAAUAAUAGGGAAAAAGUAUGGCAGUGGGUAGAAAAGCUAAACGAACUGGUGGUAUGAAAAUGGUAAGAGAUGAAAACUUUUUUGCUUUUUGCCUCCUUCAUUGUUGGAAUUGAUUACCUUUGGUCCUUCAACUUUAUUUUUUUAAACCAAGCUCUACACCUAACGUGGGACUUGAACUCAUGACCCUCAGAUCAAGAGUCAUACACUCUCCUGACUGACCCAGCCCCGUGUCUCCUAUUCUCAACUUGAAGUAGGGACUCAUUUAUUCCCAUUUUGCAGAUGAUGCAGUAAAUGGACAUAAUGGGGGACUAGAGAGGCUGGCAGGUAGGGGCUGAAAAUGCUCUCCUCAACUACCCUCCAACACACACAUAGUAUAGGCUGUGGAUAAUAGACUAUAUCACUCUUCAGCAGUGUUGCUGCUGUGUGACUAGAUCUAGGCUCUGAAUGGAUUUUGGCAGGGUUUUUGUUUGUUUGUUUGUUUUUUAAAGAUUUUGUUUAUUCAUGAGAGACACACACACAGAGAGAGAGGCAGAGACACAGGCAGAGGGAGAAGCAGGCUCCAGGAAGAGAGCCUGACAUGGGACUCGAUCCCGGGUCUCCAGGAUCACACCCUGGGCUGGAGGUGGUGCUAAACCACUGAGCCACCCGGGCUGCCCAAUUUUGGCAGUUUUUAAACAUCAAAUUGUCUCUGAAUGAGUGGGGAUCCAGCACUAGUGAGGCAAUUGAGAAAGGGUAUGGUUGGGAUUGGAAAGGGUUAGGAUGGUAAUAGUAAUCUCCCUGAAGUGCGCAGGGAGAUUGUAAGCCCUGGCCAGUCCAUUGAGAUGAAUGUCUAGCCUCCCAAGGUGACUACUUUGGAGGUAACUACAUUCAUUUGAAUGAGUAAGCUCUUGUAUGUUUAUUUAUUUAUUUUUAAAAUAUUUUAUUUAUUUAGUCAUGAGAGACACACAGAGAGAGGCAGAGACACAGGCAGAGGGAGGAGAAGCAGGCUCCAUGCAGGGAGCCCAAUUCAGGACUCGAUCCCAGGACUCCAGGAUCACACCCUGAGCCAAAGGCAAAUGCUCAACCACUGAGCCACCCAGGCGUCCCAAACUCUUGUAUGUUUAACAGAUAGUUAAAAUAAUUUUGUAUCCAACAGUCUCAUAAAUGUUUAUGGGCCAGGUUUUUUUUUGGGGGCCAGGUUUUUAAACAUGGAGGUAGCAAGGAGUCUAUGAAGGUGUUCAUGCUAUAGCCUCGUGCGGGCAACUACUUAGUCUUCUCAGUAAAUAGAGGAAUUAAAUGUAUCUGGGAACAAGAUGCAGUGUCUCCUAUAAGACUUAUCCCUUGGGGUAGAACCAGUAGAAAUAUUUGGGUAGAAACCCCCCCCCCAGGGAAACUAGAAAGUGCUACAGUAGAUUAGUCAGGCAGAAGGCUGGGAUGAACAGUGCAGAGGGCCCCUUCCUCCUUUCAGUUGCCCAGCAGAUUAUUUCUAGUUGAUUUUGUGUGUGUGUGUGUGUGUGUGUGUGUGUAUUUGUGUAUGGUGGUGUGUAGUGAUAGAGGAAUCUAUUUGCAUGAAGGGAAGCAAAGUAAAGUGAUUGGGGCAUGUAUAAGGGACUCUUGAGUUUCAGGGAAUGAUAUUUGGUUAAUGGUAGGGAAAGGUAAGGGGAUGUAGAUAUUGGAGGGAAAGCCUGUGGAAGAUAUUAGAAUAUCUUUCUAUGGGAAAUCAUUAAAUUAGGACAAUUUACAUUGGGAGAACUUCCUCAUGAGGGGAUGAGGUUUGGGAUAUAGGAUCAAGCAGGGAAAAUAGGAACACUCGUCUCCUGUUGAGUACACAUGGAAGAAGGCAAAGCAACAGGGAGAGUCAGAUCUGUGGUAGGGGUUCCAUAUCUAAAGGCAGGUUAAAGUUAUCCUUAUUAGGUAUGGGUACACUUUCCUGUUGAAAACACUGAUUUUGAGACAUUUUGACCUCUCUCUAAAGGCACUUCAAUGACUAGAUGGAAGUCCUAGCCUCUUCCCUUCAGCCCCUGGAUCUAAAUGCCAAUGGUCUCUUGGAUCUCCUUGGGGGUGUCUUAGAGGCCACUUUUUCCAGAGUGGGGUAAUGGGCUGGCUUCUCCUUUGAUUUUGUGAGGUUUGAAGGUGGAUGUCUCUGUCUUAUGGGAGCUGUACCCAGAGCUCUGAAUUUCUGCUGGAGCAAUAGGUCCCAAAGUUGGUUUUCUUUACACAUUAGUCAUCACUGACCCAGCCCUCCUUCUUAAACAUCUACUGGCCACGCCUAUUCUCUUGAGAACAGAUUCAGGGCCAGGCUUCAAGAAGAAUAUUUUCCGGCUCUUUCAUUUUUUAAAAUCAUAAUUGCUUCCAGGUCACCAGACAACAUGAACCAAAAGAAGCCUGGAGGAGUACUACCAGAUUUAGUUAACUGAGACCUUAAUCUUGAAUUUCUAAUGUAUUGGCUAGGUGGUAAGAGUCCAGCCAUGAAUAAACAGGCAGGUUUCGUGCUAUGUGUAAGGGGCCUAGUUGUAUUGCAUAUGUUACCAGUGCCCAAUUGUUCUGCACAUAGGGGGUCUUUGGUUACCAAGGAAGCUACUUGAUUCUGGGGAACUCACUGGAGAAACACCCUGUCCGGCCAUGUUCGAGGUUAACGUUUUACCAAGGAGCUUUGCCUUCAGCCUUUCAUGUGAUGGUUCCCAUCGGAAAGAGCAAGAGAGACAUUGAGAAAGCAUACCACAUGUCAGUCGGGCUCUGUGAGCAGAAGCAAGUCGGUACCUAAGUGUGCACACCAGCAGAAUCUACCAAGUGUGGGGGAGCGGCCACAGCAGGUCCUAUCUGGUGGUGAGUGGCUGUCAUGAUCUCGACAGCACCACUCUACAGCGGCGUGCACAACUGGACCAGUUCUGACCGGAUUCGCAUGUGUGGCAUCAACGAGGAGAGAAGAGCACCUCUUUCUGAUGAGGAGUCCACGACAGGUGACUGCCAGCGCUUUGGAUCUCAGGAGUUUUGUGUCAGCAGCAGUUUUUCCAAGGUGGAGCUCACGGCAGUUGGAAGUGGCAGCAAUGCCCGGGGGGCAGACCCAGAUGGCAGUGCAGCAGAAAAACUUGGGCACAAGUCAGAAGACAAGCCUGACGACCCCCAGCCGCAAAUGGACUAUGCUGGGAAUGUGGCGGAGGCUGAAGGCCUGUUGGUGCCGCUGAGCGGCCCAGGGGACGGGCUCAAACUGCCUGCUCCUGACGGCACCGAGGCUGGUGACAGCCGGGCCAAUUGCUCCUGGGCACCCCUCGGCACCCAAAUGAGCAAGCAGGUGGACUGCUCAGCAGCUGGGGUGAAGGCUUUGGACUCUCGGCAUGGCGUAGGGGAGAAGAAUACUUUCAUUCUGGCAACUCUGGGAACUGGAGUCCCCGUGGAGGGAAGCCUGCCUCUGGUUACCACUAACUUCAGUCAGCUGCCCGCCCCCAUCUGCCCCCCUGCUCCCAGUUCGGCUUCAGUGCCCCCAUCUGUUCCAGAUCCGUUCCAGGUUCCCCUUUCUGUCCCCACCCCGGUGCCCCACUCUGGGCUAGUUCCCGUCCAGGUCGCCACUUCGGUUCCGGCCCCUUCCCCUCCCUUAGCACCGGUCCCGGCACUGGCCCCGGCACCACCAUCAGUGCCCACGCUCAUCUCUGACUCGAGCCCCCUUUCAGUUUCAGCCUCCGUCUUGGUGCCCGUGCCAGCUUCGGCUCCCCCGUCAGGUCCCGUUCCCCUGUCGGCUCCAGCUCCAACUCCCCUCUCAGUGCCUGUUUCAGCUCCUCCCUUGGCUCUGAUCCAGGCCUCUGUGCCCCCUUCAGCUCCAACCCUGGUCCUCGCGCCUGUCCCCACUCCGGUUCUGGCUCCCAUGCCGGCAUCCACGCCUCCAGCAGCCCCUGCCCCUCCGUCAGUGCCGAUGCCUGCCCCAACUCCAUCUUCCGGCCCACCCUCUACCCCCACCCUCAUCCCUGCCUUUGCUCCUGCGCCGGUGCCUGCACCCACCCCAGCCCCAAUCUUUACUCCGGCCCCCACGCCCAUGCCAGCGGCCACACCAACUGCCAUUCCCACUUCUGCACCCAUCCCAGCCUCCUUUAGUUUGAGUCGAGUGUGUUUUCCUGCAGCUCAGACACCAGCUAUGCAAAAAGUCCCCCUGUCAUUUCAGCCAGGGACAGUACUGACCCCAAGCCAGCCGCUGGUCUACAUCCCGCCUCCGAGCUGUGGGCAGCCACUCAGUGUGGCCACACUGCCGACCACCUUGGGGGUCUCCUCCACUCUUACACUACCUGUCCUGCCUUCCUACCUUCAGGACAGGUGUCUCCCUGGUGUGCUGGCCUCCCCAGAGCUACGAUCUUACCCAUACGCAUUUUCUGUGGCCCGGCCUCUGACUUCAGAUUCCAAGCUGGUCUCUCUGGAGGUGAACAGGCUUCCCUGCGCAUCCCCAUCCGGCAGUACCAGCACCCAGCCUGCACCCGAUGGGGUCCCGGGGCCUUUGGCAGAUACUUCCCUCUCUACCGCUUCUGCCAAGGUGCUUCCAACCCCACAGCCUUUGCUGCCAGCCCCCAGCGUGAGCUCGGCCCCGCCGCACCCCGCCAAGAUGCCAGGUGGUGGUGAGCAGCAAACAGAAGGGACUUCCGUCACCUUCUCUCCCCUCAAGUCACCUCCACAGCUGGAGCGAGAGAUGGCCUCUCCACCUGAGUGCAGCGAGAUGCCCCUCGACCUCUCCUCCAAGUCCAACCGCCAAAAGCUUCCAUUGCCGAACCAACGCAAGACGCCCCCCAUGCCUGUGUUGACCCCUGUGCACACCAGCAGCAAGGCCCUCCUCUCCACGGUCUUAUCUAGGUCACAGCGCACAACCCAGGCUGCCGGUAGCAAUGUCACCUCGUGCCUGGGUUCCACUUCCUCGCCCUUUGUCAUCUUUCCUGAGAUCGUGAGGAAUGGGGACCCGAGCACCUGGGUGAAGAACUCAACCGCACUGAUCAGCACCAUUCCUGGCACCUAUGUGGGAGUGGCCAACCCAGUGCCUGCAUCCCUGCUGCUGAACAAAGACCCUAACCUGGGCCUCAACCGAGACCCCCGCCAUCUUCCCAAGCAGGAGCCCAUCUCCAUCAUCGAUCAAGGAGAGCCUAAGAGCACCGGUGCCCCCUGUGGCAAGAAGAGCAGCCAGGCUGGGACUGAGGGACAGCCAAGCACAGUUAAACGAUACACCCCAGCCCGCAUUGCCCCUGGGCUGCCGGGGUGCCAAACCAAGGAGCUCUCUCUGUGGAAGCCUACUGGGCCAGCAAAUAUUUACCCCCGGUGUUCAGUUAAUGGGAAACCCACCAGCACCCAGGUCCUGCCUGUUGGCUGGUCACCAUACCACCAGGCGUCUCUGCUUUCCAUUGGCAUUUCCAGUGCCGGGCAACUGACCCCGAGUCAAGGGGUUCCCAUCAGGCCCACCAACGUCGUUUCUGAGUUUUCGGGUGUGCCCCCACUUGGCCCCAGUGAAGCUGUGCAUGGACUUCCCGAGGGGCAGCCACGGCCUGGGGGCACCUUUGCUCCAGAGCAGGACACUGGCAACAAGGGCAAAACCUGCCGGAUUGCUGCAAAGCCUUACGAAGAGCAAGUCAACCCUGUCCUCCUGACCCUCAGCCCUCAGACAGGGACCUUGGCGCUGUCUGUCCAGCCUAGCAGUGGGGACAUAAAAGUGAAUCAGGGGCCCGAGGAGUCAGAGAGCCACCUCUGCCCUGACAGCACUCCUAAGAUAGAAGGUCCCCAGGGGGCUUGUGGCCUGAAGCUGGCAGGAGACACGAAGCCUAAAAACCAAGUGCUGGCCACCUACAUGUCCCAUGAGCUGGUCCUGGCUACCCCCCAGAACCUGCACAAGAUACCUGAGCUGCCUUUGCUACCUCAUGACAACCGCCCCAAGGAACUCAUCUUGGAUGUGGUCCCGAGCAGCAAGAGGGGCUCCAGCACAGAGCUUUCACAGCUUGGAACCCAGGUGGACCUGGGGCGGGUGAAAAUGGAAAAGGUGGAAGGUGAUGUGGUCUUCAAUUUAGCCACCUGCUUCCGGGCCGAUGGCCUCCCAGCAGCUCCCCAGAGGGGCCAAGCUGAAGUUCGGAAUAAGGCUGGGCAGGCUCGAGUGAAACAGGAAAGUGUAGGUAUCUUUGCUUGCAAGAACAAGUGGCAGCCAGACUCAGUGGUGACCGAUGGGGUGACGGAAUCUCUGCCGCCCAAGAAAAUGAAGUAUGGCAAAGAGAAGGAUGGUGAGGAGCAGCCACCACAAGCCAAGGUCAUAGCCCGGAGUUCCCAUGGACCCAAGUGCCGGAAGCCACCUAGUGACCCCCAGGAACCCACCAAGAAAAGCCCCAGGGGGGCUUCAGAUUCAGGAAAAGAGCACAAUGGAGUCAGGGUAAAGCACAAGCACCGGAAGCCAGCAAAGCCAGAUUCCCAGUCUCCAGGAAAACGAGCCGAUGGCCACGAGGAAGGUUCCUUGGAGAAGAAAGCAAAGAGCAGUUUCCGUGACUUCAUCCCCGUGGUUCUGAGCACACGGACGCGCAGUCAGUCUGGAAGCAUCUGUAGCUCCUUUGCUGGUAUGGCAGACAGUGACAUGGGAAGCCAGGAGGUCUUCCCCACAGAGGAGGAAGAAGAUGUGACCCCCACCCCAGCUAAGCGUCGAAAGGUGAGGAAGACCCAACGGGACACCCAGUAUCGCAGCCACCAUGCCCAGGACAAAACUCUGCUGAGCCAGGGCCGCCGGCAUCUAUGGCGAGCCCGAGAAAUGCCCUGGAGGACAGAGGCUGCCCGACAAAUGUGGGACACCAACGAGGAGGAGGAGGAAGAAGAGGAGGAAGGCCUGGUGAAGAGGAAGAAGCGGAGACGACAGAAGAGCCGAAAAUAUCAGACUGGAGAGUACCUGACAGAGCAAGAAGAAGAGCAGCAGCGGAAAGGGAGAGCAGAUUUAAAGGCCCGUAAGCAGAAGACUUCCUCCCAAAGUUCGGAGCACCGACUCAGGAACAGGAACCUUCUCUUGCCCAACAAAGCCCAGGGGAUCUCAGAUUCACCAAAUGGUUUCCUCCCAAAUAACCUGGAGGAGCCAGCCUGCCUUGAAAAUUCAGAAAAGCCAUCGGGAAAACGAAAGUGCAAGACCAAGCACAUGGCAAAUGUCUCAGAAGAGGCAAAGGGCAAAGGUCGUUGGAGCCAGCAGAAGACACGAUCUCCCAAAUCUCCCACCCCAGCAAAACCCACGGAACCAUGCACACCCUCUAAGUCCCGAAGUGCCGGCCCAGAGGAGGCCACUGAGUCACCUACAGCCCGGCAGAUCCCCCCAGAGGCACGUCGGCUCAUAGUGAACAAAAAUGCAGGCGAGACUCUCCUGCAGCGGGCGGCCCGUCUUGGCUAUAAGGACGUCGUGCUCUACUGCCUCCAGAAGGACAGUGAAGACGUGAAUCACCGCGACAACGCUGGCUACACGGCCCUGCAUGAGGCCUGCUCCAGGGGCUGGACUGACAUCCUGAACAUCCUGCUGGAGCACGGGGCCAAUGUGAACUGCAGCGCGCAGGAUGGCACAAGGCCAGUUCAUGAUGCGGUGGUCAAUGACAACCUGGAGACCAUCUGGCUCUUGCUGUCCUAUGGGGCUGAUCCCACACUGGCUACCUACUCGGGACAGACAGCCAUGAAGUUGGCCAGCAGUGACACCAUGAAGCGCUUUCUCAGCGAUCACCUCUCAGAUCUUCAGGGCCGGGCAGAGGGUGACCCUGGCGUGUCCUGGGACUUUUACAGCAGUUCUGUGUUGGAGGAAAAAGAUGGCUUUGCCUGUGACCUCCUGCAUAACCCUCCUGGGAACUCUGAUCAAGAAGGAGAUGAUGUGGAAGAGGAUGAUUUUAUGUUUGAGCUCUCAGACAAGCCUCUUCUCCCUUGCUACAACCUCCAAGUGUCAGUGUCCCGCGGGCCCUGCAACUGGUUCCUUUUUACCGACGUCCUGAAGAGGCUGAAGCUUUCCUCCAGGAUCUUUCAGGCUCGGUUCCCGCACUUUGAAAUUGCCACCUUGCCCAAGGCUGAGUUCUACCGGCAGGUGGCCUCCAGUCAGCUUCUGACCCCAGCCGAGAGGCCCGGAGGCAUGGACGACAGAUCCGCUCCAGGCUCCUCUGAGACUGUGGAGCUGGUGCGGUACGAGCCCGAGCUCCUUCGGCUCCUGGGGUCCGAGGUGGAAUUCCAGCCUUGGAACAGUUGACGGGGACACAGCCCCUCCCUUUUCUUUCUCCUCCCAAGUUCGCCCUUCCCCACCUCCCAUGUUUUUCCCCCCCACCGAGCACCAGACUGCAGAAUGAGGCAAUAAUACGGACCAACAAGAAGCCGCCUUAUCAAUGCCAGCAUUAGUGACUGGAUUUUGUUCUUUCCGGUUAUGAUUAGUUCUCAUCUCCCUGUCAUCGUCUUUGUUGUUGUGGUUGGUGAUGGGGGUGGAAAGUUGAACUUCACGUCUGAGGGCAAGAGGUCCUGGGGAUAUUUGGGAGGUGGCGCCAGGGUCCCUUGGACUGGCCUCCUGGUGUAUGAACAGGACCACACGUGGGCCCUGGGUGGCCUUGGCCUGUCCGGAGGAGAAAUGAGCAAAGCCCAAAUCUCUGAGCGCCCCCUCCAUUCCCCUGUGUUCUUCUGUCUUCCAUAGUAUUUAUUUUAUUAGUAUUUAAUUUGUAUUGUUUCAUUGGUUUCUGAUAAGUCUGUAUCACUGUGACGAUUUGAGACAACUUGUUGAAUUGAGGGACUUUCUUCACCUCCUUUCUUCGUCUUUCUUGAUCAGCUCUGGAGCUGCCCCUUCCCUCUGACAAAGUGAUGCCCAGGUUUGUUUUCACCCCACUGGGGAGGGGGCAGGAGAGGUGGGGGGGCUUCCCCCCCCCAGGACCCAUGACUAAUGAAGGUGGCUGGUGCUGGCCUGGGGCUGGGGGGUGAGGGUAAUCCUGAGGCUUUGGUGCUUCCCUCCCCCCCCCAUUUUUUUUCUUGUUUCACCACUUGCCCUUUGCAGCAGCCCUACUAUAUUGAGAUGAGUGUUUCUGGGGAGGGGUGGGUUGUGAGGGGGAGGGGUUCAUGGGUUACUGUAUUUGGGGAGAGUCAAGAAUGGGCCCAAAGGCUGAGGUCUCCCCCUCCUCACACUUCCUUCACUGCUCCCCUCAGAGGGCACAAUAUGGGUUUGUUCCCACAUCUCCCCCCACCCGCCGCCUCCUCCAGCCACCCUGCCCCUUUCUGCCUUCACCCUUUCUGGAUGCUGAGCCUCUCAGCCCCCAGCCCUUGACCCUCACCUCUCCCCCUUGCCAGACUCCGCAACCCCUUCCUCUCUGCUCCCUGCUUCUCCUGCCCCCAUCCUCCUGUGGAAUCUGCAGAGGGCUCAGGGAUGGAUUGCCAGAUGUGAGAUCCAGGCCUCAGCUGUUUCCUGGGCGAGGGCAGGAGGCAGGGCUCCAGCUGGGUUCCACUUCCACCGAGGGACCCAGGGCUGAUUGUGUGGCCCUGGUGGGCCUCCCUUUUGGCCUCCAGUGCUGGAUUUGUUCUGGGAGAGAGAGGGCGAGAGGGAGGAGCUUGGGCCCUUUCCCUGUCCCUGCCCCCUCUGUGGCAUUGUCUUUCCUACUCUUGUUCUUAUUUUUCUACCAAUUGCUAUUUUUUCCAAACAAUCCUUGUAGAGAGUAUGUACCAUCCAAAGGCAGGAGGGCCUCACUGUGGCCGGCUCUGGUUGGAGAUGGUACAGUUUUAUUGUACAGGUGCUAAAACAACAACAACAAAAGAAGAAAAUGGAAAAAAAAGACAAAAAAAAGGCAAAAAAAAAAAAAAGCCAGUUUGAGGAUGGGACAAUCUGUUCUCUGGAGACUCCUGACCCAUGCAGGAGCAUUGGUGGUUAUUUUCUUUGUAUUGUGUUUGUUCUUUGUUCCCAGGGGGAUGUUCUCGGCCCCCUUCUGUAGGACUGCUCCCCACCCCCACCAUACUGCCCAGUUGGUUUUGAACAGUUGUUCUCCCUUUUUAAAAAAAUAUAUAUAUAUAUAAAGUUGAGGGGUUUUGGGUUUUAAUUUUUUGGUUUUGUGGGGGUUCAUGGUAUCGUGUGGUUUAUUUUAUGUUUGCCUUUACCUUUUUGCAUUUGGGUGUGUAUUCUGGCUGCCCUUUAUGUUUCAUUUUAAGCAACUGGCUGUGGAGUCAAAAACACUUGCA